AUUUGAAAUAAAAAUAUUUUCGUCAAAUCAAACCAAGGGAACCCACUCUCUUUUAUUUUCCAGCAUAGCUUUAUCUAGAGAAAAUUAUGAAAAUCAAACCACUUUACACAACAAUGGCAGUCACUCGACUCAUUCCUGCAGCGAUUCCUGCCACUUUGCCACAACUAACAAUUCCUCUUUCCCGCGCUUCAUUGCAACAGAGAUACAGUGGUGCAACGAGGAAACUCAAUGUUACUGCAAAUUACCCUGUUUGUAUGUCUGCUUCUUGGACUGUUAGUAACCUUUCGAGGAGGAUGUUACUUUUCAUGGGAGCUGUACCUAUCUUGUCUAAUGUAAAUCUUGCUCUCGCUGCACCCAUCCCUCAGAUGGAGGAGCCUGAAAUACUUCGUACCAGGAAGCUUCCAAGUGGAGUAAGAUUUCAAGAUAUUGUUGAUGGAGAGGGAUCAGAAGCCAAUGAAGGGGAUGUUGUAGCAUUUAAUUAUGUUUGUCGGCGAUCAAAUGGGUAUUUUGUUUACAGUACUGUAGAUCAAUUUACUGGAGAAGCCAUGCCUGUUACACUUCCACUGGAUGAGAAGCAGAUCAUAAAAGGUUUGAAGGAUGUAUUGGUUGGCAUGAAAGUUGGAGGGAAGAGAAGGGCUUUGAUUCCGCCAUCAACGGGAUAUGUUAAUGAAAGUUUGAAACCCGUCCCGGAGGAGUUUGGCCCUCGACGUAGUCUUCUGUCUCAUGCGAGCGAGCCCUUGAUUUUUGAGGUGCAGCUUUUGAAAAUAUUGUAAUGCCCUGUAUAUGCUUCGGCUUUCACAUGUUGCUUGGUGUGCACAACAGAUAAGUUAUCAUAUCUUUCUUUUGUAAUAUGAAAUUGGUUUAUCUGAACCUCAUUUCUUGAUUUCUUGAAGCUUUAAUCUAAAUGUGUACAUUCCUUACAA
This is a messenger RNA of Spinacia oleracea (spinach), 923 nucleotides long. Its product is annotated as peptidyl-prolyl cis-trans isomerase FKBP16-1, chloroplastic. The record is from RefSeq and is a predicted model, not a curated record. Lineage: Eukaryota; Viridiplantae; Streptophyta; Magnoliopsida; Caryophyllales; Amaranthaceae. The transcript has 8 exons. The coding region runs from base 87 to 773 and encodes 228 amino acids. Gene Ontology annotation, molecular function: peptidyl-prolyl cis-trans isomerase activity.